Messenger RNA from Heteronotia binoei (common prickly gecko), 1404 nucleotides. RefSeq names its product septin 4 (gene SEPTIN4). The transcript is spliced from 11 exons. Gene Ontology annotation, cellular component: microtubule cytoskeleton; septin complex; synaptic vesicle. NCBI's taxonomy places the organism in Eukaryota, Metazoa, Chordata, Lepidosauria, Squamata, Gekkonidae. Gene Ontology annotation, biological process: cytoskeleton-dependent cytokinesis; regulation of exocytosis. The record is from RefSeq and is a predicted model, not a curated record. The coding region runs from base 139 to 1389 and encodes 416 amino acids. Gene Ontology annotation, molecular function: GTP binding; molecular adaptor activity; GTPase activity.
AAGCAUUUUGUGAAGGACGACUCAGACGAAGCCGAGUUGGUUCAGUUCCUCAAGAAUUACCCUUCCAAGGAGCGCUUCCGUUUUGUGCCAUCAGAAGGGAUCCAGAAGGACGAAGGGGUGGGCCGCGCAGACGCCAAGAUGUUCUCCAGCAUGGUCAGGACCAUCCCGGAUGACACCUUGGUUGAAAAAGAGCAGAGGCCCUUCCAUUGCCCGCAGCCCCUUGACUUGCAACAGCAGCACAUGGCUGCCCCGACACCGCCGAGCCCUUCCCGACCCAGAAGCCCCUGGGGCAGGCUUGACCCCUAUGAUUCUGAUGAGGAGUAUGUGGGGUUUGCGACACUUCCCAAUCAAGUACACCGGAAGUCUGUGAAAAAAGGCUUUGAUUUCACACUCAUGGUUGCAGGAGAGGCCGGGCUGGGGAAGUCCACUCUUGUAAACAGUCUCUUUCUCACUGACCUGUACAAGGACCGCAGACUCCUAAAUGCGGAAGAACGGAUUAUGCAGACGAUAGAAAUAACGAAGCAUGUGGUGGACAUUGAGGAGAAAGGCGUGAAGCUCCGUCUUACUAUCGUGGACACGCCGGGCUUUGGGGAUGCUGUCAACAACACAGAGUGCUGGAAACCCGUGGCUGACUACAUAGAUCAGCAGUUUGAGCAAUACUUCCGGGACGAAAGUGGCCUGAAUCGGAAGAACAUCCAGGACAACCGUGUCCACUGCUGCCUCUAUUUCAUUUCUCCCUUCGGACAUGGGUUGCGGCCCCUGGACGUCGAAUUCAUGAAAGCUCUCCAUCAGCGUGUGAACAUCGUUCCGGUGCUGGCCAAAGCUGACACCCUGACACCCCGCGAGGUGGAGCGGAUGAAAAGCCAGAUCCGUGACGAAAUCGAACAGUUUGGAAUCCGGAUCUACCAGUUCCCAGACUGUGAUUCGGAUGAAGAUGAUGAGUUUAAGAUGCAGGAUCAGGCUCUUAAGGAGAGCAUCCCUUUUGCUGUGAUUGGCAGCAACACAGUGGUGGAGGCCAAAGGCAGACGGGUUCGCGGGAGGCUUUACCCGUGGGGCAUCGUGGAAGUGGAGAACCCUGCACACUGUGACUUUGUCAAGCUACGCACUAUGCUGGUGAGGACCCACAUGCAGGACUUGAAGGAUGUGACGCGAGAAACGCAUUAUGAAAACUACCGGGCACAGUGCAUCCAGAGCAUGACCCGCAUGGUGGUGAAAGAGCGGAACCGCAAUAAACUCACCAGGGAAAGUGGGACAGAUUUCCCCAUCCCUGCCAUCCCUCCAGUGCUGGACUCAGAGACAGAGAAGCUGAUCCGGGAGAAGGAUGCAGAGCUGCGGCAAAUGCAGGAAAUGUUGCAGAAGAUUCAGCAGCAGAUGACAGACUCCCAUUAGCCCCACCGCCGAUCC